Molecule: messenger RNA, 2234 nt
Organism: Melitaea cinxia (Glanville fritillary)
Lineage: Eukaryota; Metazoa; Arthropoda; Insecta; Lepidoptera; Nymphalidae
Product: N-alpha-acetyltransferase 15, NatA auxiliary subunit-like
Exons: 10
Coding region: 108-2111 (667 amino acids)
Biological process (GO): N-terminal peptidyl-methionine acetylation
Cellular component (GO): NatA complex; cytoplasm
Molecular function (GO): protein binding; protein-N-terminal amino-acid acetyltransferase activity
Source: RefSeq, a predicted model, not a curated record
GACAAAAAUCCUUCAUCGACUUCUUUGGUUUAUAGCCACGAGGUUUUUAGCAAUUUUUCAAUUUAUUAGUGAAUUAAUAUAAAGAUAAUUCAUAAAAUUUUGGUAAAAUGCCACCCAGCAAUCCAUUGCCGCCUAAAGAAAAUGCUCUUUUUAAAAGAAUUUUGCGUUGUUACGAGCAUAAACAAUAUAAAAAUGGGUUGAAAUUUGCCAAGCAAAUAUUAUCCAAUCCGAAAUUUGCAGAGCAUGGAGAAACUCUGGCUAUGAAAGGCUUGACACUGAACUGCCUGGGCCGGAAAGAAGAGGCUUAUGAGUAUGUUCGGCGGGGUCUACGUAACGACCUGAAGUCGCCAGUUUGCUGGCAUGUGUAUGGCCUUCUCCAACGGUCUGAUAAGAAAUAUGAUGAAGCAAUUAAAUGCUACCGUAACGCAUUAAAAUGGGAAAAGGAAAACAUUCAGAUUCUACGGGAUCUCUCCUUACUUCAGAUUCAGAUGAGAGAUUUGGAAGGUUAUAAAGAUACUAGGUAUCAGCUGUUUAUGUUGAGACCAACACAAAGAACAUCAUGGAUUGGUUUUGCUAUGAGCUACCAUCUAUUAGGAGACUAUGAAAUGGCAAAUAGCAUCAUUGAUGCUUUCCGAACUAACCAGAUGAAGGGUCCCUAUGACUAUGAACAAUCAGAAUUGUUAUUAUACCAGAAUAUGGUUUUAGCUGAGUCUGGACAAUAUGAAAGGGCUUUGCAACACUUACAAAAGUUCCAAAGCCAAAUCCUAGAUAAAUUAUCUGUAAAAGAAACAUCAGGAGAAUAUUAUUUGAAGUUAAAGAGGUUUAAGGAAGCAGAAGCGGUAUAUGAAGAUUUACUGAAGAGAAAUCCUGAGAAUGUGAUGUAUUAUCAAAAAUUAGUAGAAGCAAAACAACUCAACGAUCCUGAUGAAAAAGUGGCCUUCUACGAAGUAUAUAAAAAAGAGUAUCCAAAAGCAAUAGCUCCCCGAAGGUUACAGCUGACGGAGGCCCAAAUGCCUGUGUUUGAGAAAAUCGUCGAUGAGUACUUGAGGCACGGUCUGCAUAAAGGCAUCCCUCCGUUGUUUGUUGACUUGAGGUCUUUAUACACAGAUCAAAGUAAGGCAGACACGAUAGAAAAAUUAAUAUUACAAUAUGUAGAAAAUUUGUCUAUAUCGGGCACAUUUAGCAGUAAACCGGAUGAGGUGAAACAACCGGCUAGUGCAUUGUUAUGGGCGUACUACUUUGCGGCACAACAUUACGACUAUAAGAAAGAUACGGACCGAGCUCUACAUUACAUAGACGCUGCGAUAGAACACACACCCACAUUGAUAGAACUGUUUAUUGUGAAAGGGAGAAUAUAUAAGCACGCCGGCGACCCGGUGGCGGCGUACGAGUGGCUGGAGGAGGCGCAGGCGCUGGACACGGCCGACCGCUACGUCAACAGCAAGUGCGCGCGCUACAUGCUGCGCGCCGGACACGUGCAGCGCGCCGAGGACAUGUGCGCCAAGUUCACUCGCGAGGGUGUACCAGCCACAGAAAACUUGAAUGAGAUGCAGUGCAUGUGGUUCCAAACAGAGGCAGCGGCGACUUACCAGCGUUCGCAACAGUGGGGCGAAGCGCUGAAGAAGGCUCACGAAGUUGACAGGCAUUUCUCGGAGAUAAUGGAGGACCAGUUCGACUUCCACUCGUACUGCAUGCGAAAGAUGACGCUGCGCUCGUACGUGGGCCUUCUGAGGCUGGAGGACGUGCUGCGCGCGCAUCCCUUCUACUUCCGCGCCGCGCGCGUGGCCAUCGCCGUCUACCUGCGCCUCUACGCGCACCCGCUGCAGGACGUGCCGCAGACGCAGGAGCCCGACACAGGUGACGACACGCUCACUCGCUGCCUUACUGCCUCACCCCUUCUACUUCCGUGGCCAUCGCCGUCUACCUGCGCCUCUACGCGCACCCGCUGCAGGACGUGCCGCAGACGCAGGAGCCCGACACAGGUGACGACACGCUCACUCGCUGCCUUACUGCCUCACCCCUUCUACUUCCGUGGCCAUCGCCGUCUACCUGCGCCUCUACGCGCACCCGCUGCAGGACGUGCCGCAGACGCAGGAGCCCGACACAGGUGACGACACGCUCACUCGCUGCCUUACUGCCUCACCCCUUCUACUUCCGUGGCCAUCGCCGUCUACCUGCGCCUCUACGCGCACCCGCUGCAGGACGUGCCGCAGACGCAGGAGCCCGACACAGGU